Messenger RNA from Magnusiomyces paraingens, 3615 nucleotides. RefSeq lists its product as uncharacterized. The transcript has 3 exons. The coding region runs from base 1 to 3615 and encodes 1204 amino acids. NCBI's taxonomy places the organism in Eukaryota, Fungi, Ascomycota, Dipodascomycetes, Dipodascales, Dipodascaceae. The record is from RefSeq and is a predicted model, not a curated record.
AUGUAUCCUCUAAUAAGAAAAAGCAAAUCUCCAAGCUCUUCGUUAGCGGAUUCUGUUUCAAAGGAGCCUAUGACUACUUCUGGAGCACCUACUUUUUAUAAUUCCAAUAAUGACUCUAACUCAAUACCGGUACACUCUUCUUUUCCUCACCCUCAUCCUCAUCCCCAUCCUCAUCCUAAUCCUCAUCCUAAUUCUUCAUCACCAUUUAAUUCCAAUGAUUCUAGAGAUCCACAAGCUUCUAUGUACUUGUCAAAUCACCAGCCAUCUCCAAAAACACAUGCUCCUUUACCAUAUCCAUCUGAAUUGGCCAAUCAAGAUUUACAAAAGCCUACUAAAGGACCCCAUUAUACUCAAUCACAUUCAUAUUUACCUCCGCCAGCAUUAUUAUCAAGGUCCCCGUCGUUGAUCAAAUCUCAAAGUUUUCCAAAGCCUGUUUUAUCGUCAUUGUCUGUUGCUCCAGCAGAGCAAUCACAACCAGGAGGCAGUACACAUAGACAGAUGGACCAUUCGGUACAUGGGUCAUCGUCUUCUACAUAUCAAAGAUAUCCAUCUUCUUUAACAUCUCCAUUAAGUCCAGUACAGACUUAUCCUUCUGGAAAUGCACCUUCUUCUGUUUACGGGCCAUCAGGUGUUUCUAAAACUGAACCUGCUGGACACAUUUCUUAUAAUAUUGUACAUCGUUAUGACCCUAAUAUCCAGCAACCUUCUUCUCGCCAAGCCCAACAGCCAUUUUAUCAACUUCCAACACCAUUUAGUAUAUCCAAAAGUCAAUCACAACAACAUCAAAAUACAUCUUUACCUCCAAUUGGUGGUCCGAGCUUUCUCAAGCAGCAGCUUGCACAGUCAGCGCAGUCACUACAACAAGCACCGCCAGCACAGCUAGCCCAGUCAGUAGUACAGUCUCAAAGUCAAUCACUUAUGCCGGCACAACCAUAUCAAUUUCAGUUACAAACAUCAAGGGUUUCAGAUGAUUUAAAUACUAGGCAAGGAAAUUUGGGGCCGCAACAGCCAUAUGCAACAUAUAUUUCAAGCUUGGGUGGAGAAAUCGAUCGAAACCAAUUCCAGCGCAAGGGGAAACGUAAUCCUACAAACUAUGUUUGGACGACUACAGAAAACAGAGAAUUAAUGAGUUGGACCAGGGAUUAUUUACCACAAGUAUGGGGGAAAGCGAGUGUUUCUCAUGCUCACCGGAUUAAACGUGCGUUAUACAACGACAAUCCUUUAAUAACACCGGAAAACAUCCGUCACAAGAUAAACAACCUUAAAGCCAAAUACAGAAAAAUCAAGGGCCGUUGGGCAGAUGAUACCGAGAGACAUGAGUCCGAAAUUCGAAAUGAUUUUCCAGACUUUUUUCUUAUUGAAGAGAUGAUUUUGAAAUAUGAAGAAAAGGGUACUGGUCAUUCAAAUCCAACUUCAACUGCCCCUUCUCCUUCUCCUUCUCGAUUAUUUAGUACAGAACCUUCUGAGUCUUUAAAUAAUUUGAAUUCACUACAACACACUUAUGAACCCGUAAUUUCAACUACUGGUUUGUCGCUUAAUAAUAAUAAUAAUAAUACAGCAGAUGCAAACAGUAGGGUUCCAUCUUUAACAAAGUAUUUUGAACCACAGCUUAAGAAACAUUCAAGAUACCCGGAAAAUGAUGAAUCUAAUUUUGACUUAGAUUCUUCUAAUAGAGAUGUUGUUACCAAUGAAGCAGAAAGAUUGAAAAUGGGAUACCAUCAUGAUGGGCAAUUUCAACAAAAUGAAGAUGGGAGCAAAUACCAUGAAGAUGAGCUUCAAAAGGGUAAUUCUACUGAUGCAGAGUCAGCAGCAGAGUUUUCUGACUGGAGUCUCAACACUAAGAAUAAAAACAAAGAACGUACCAGCAGUGGGAAUUUACAGCUUGAAACUUUACAGGAAGGCAAAACAGCUGUUGAUACUAAAAGGUUUUCUGAAAAAAAGCAAUUCAGAACUUUAACAGGUGAUUCAGAACACAUGCCUAAGCAAUUAAGUAACGAUUCUACAAUUGGGGCGGGUGAUAAAUCUUCUACAGUUUUAACUACUAGCUAUAAGCGGAGUUCUAGUCCAUUUGGAACAAGGGUUGAUAAUGGCGAUGGCAAUAAUGGUAAUAUCUAUGACCGUAGCUAUGGAUUCCUGAAAAGACGCAAUAGUAUUAGUAGCAAUAGCAGUAUUAGUAGUAUCAGUCACAGUAGUAAUAAUAUUUCUGAUACUGGUGAAGAUUUGGUCAACAAUAAAUUUUCUGAAUCUGAGAAUUUGCAAAAAGAGUUGACGGUUGAAGAAGAAAAAGAAAAAGAAAGAGCAAUCAACAAUGCUUCUACACAUAUGUUACAACAACAACAGUCACAAUUGAAAAUACAGCAUCAAAAACAUGUACAAACUGUUCAGAACUCUGAAUAUUUUAUGCUACCUUCAUUAAAAAGCCAUGAUUUGAAAAUAGGAGGGAGUGGGGGAGGGUCUCGUGAAAAAGUUGAGAUGGAGUAUUUGAGGAUUGAAAGAGACCGGUUACGGGUCAAGGUGACUCGAUUAGAGUAUGAAACCGAACGACUCAAGGCAGAGUUACUUGCACAUUCAAAUGUUAAUAGUUUGAGUGGGGGGUUGGUUAAUACGAGUAGCAGCAUGCAAGCAAGUUUUUUGGUAUCACCUAGCGGAGAUAACGACAACAACAACAAAGUACUACAAUCAUUUCAGCAGCGACCUCAGACUCAAGAAGAGGUUGAGGAUGAGCAAGAGGAACUUCAGCAACGGAAACGGCGAAGAAAGAAAGAAGAUGCCAUUUUGAUUAAUCAGUAUAAAAAGUCAGAGGCUGAGUGUAGACUUUACGAAUACAAGUCUCGUUUAGCUUAUCUACAGUUGAAGGAAUAUGAACGGAAGCUUAGUUUGAGCAAGCACAUUUCAGAAAGCGAAGGGAGUAGUAUUAGCCACAAUAAUAACAACAACAACAAUGGUGGGAUUAACAACUAUUCAGUUGGGAGUCUAUAUUCAGUUCAUGAGAUUAAAAGAAGAAGAGAAGGUAAGGGGAAACGAAGGGUUAGAAGAAUUAUCAGCAGCAGUAGUAGUAGUAGCAGCAAUGAUAGUGGUAAUGGUAGUGGCAGUGGUAACAGCGGCAGCAGCAACAGCAGCAAUAACAAUAACAAUAACAAUAACAAUAACAAUAACAAUGACAAUAACAAUGGCAAUAGUAGCAGAAAUAGCAGUAACAAUGGAGGUGAAGUAGAUGCCAAUCCCAGUAUUGAUAGGCAAAGCAGCAAAGCCAAAAGUUCUGAAAUGAUUAAUAAUGAAAACAAUAAUAAUGGUUACAACAAUGAUCACAUCAGUGACAGAAUCAAUUCACAUGUUAGUGAGAUCAUGAAGGUAAGUGAGAUUAAGGACAAAAAGAUUUCCUGUGGUGACGAUGGAAGUAUAAUUGAAGGGGUGUUGGAGAAUGAAACAAACAAAAAGGUGUUACUACUACGAGACAUUGUACUUAAAGACGCCCGACCCCCAAAAGAAAGUCAAACAGAGCUAGAGACCAAUGAGGAAGAAGAAAAAGAAGAGGAAGAAGGGGAGAAGACGGGAAAGGCUGGAGUGGUUGCAAAAAAGGAAGUUGAAAAGGGUAGUAAAGGAUGUGGAACAUGA